CUGCGCCACUUUAAGUGAAAUGGGAAGCCUUGAAACCUCCAUGUUUGUAUCUUGAAUUCGCGAGCGAGAGUUGAGCACCAUAUUGAAUCAAAGUUGCCCAUCCUGCCUGUCAAAUGUUGCCGAAACUUUUCGAUUUGGAAACUCCCAGCGUGUGUUUCGACCACCCUCCGCAGAGGAAUGGACGGACUUUAGGAGAGUUGUUGCGAUGUGUCCCGAGCCGCUGCAGCCUCGCUUCCGUUCAUGUUGAGGUGAUUUAAUGCAAGCAGCGAGUUGGCGAACAAAUCUCUUAACUUUCAAGUGUGAGCUCAGCACUCUGGAGCAGACCUGGGUGUGAUGGACAAUUCGUCCUCAAUAAUCACACAAGUCAGCCGGGAUGAAGAGGGAAACAAAGCCGCAGGCGAGAGGGGUUCUUCCCCCUCUCUGUCCUCCAAGAAGCCGCGCAGCAGAGGCCUCUUCUCCAGCCUCUUCUGCUGUCUGUGUCGGGAUCAGCCCGAGCCUCAGCCCGUCAACAACAACGCCCCGCUGCUGGUGGAGGAGAACGGGACCGUCUCAAAGGUGAAGCCACUGCUGCCUCCGGUGAAGUCGAAAGACUCUGGGAAGAUCUGCGUGGUGAUAGAUCUGGAUGAGACGUUAGUUCACAGCUCCUUUAAGCCGGUGAACAACGCGGAUUUCAUCAUUCCUGUGGAAAUCGACGGAACAGUGCACCAGGUGUAUGUCCUGAAGCGGCCGCAUGUCGAUGAGUUCCUGAAGAGGAUGGGGGAGCUGUUCGAGUGCGUCCUCUUCACUGCCAGUUUAGCCAAGUACGCCGAUCCCGUCUCGGACCUCCUGGACAAGUGGGGCGCCUUCCGCUGCCGCCUCUUCCGGGAGUCGUGCGUCUUCCAUCGGGGGAACUACGUCAAGGACCUGAGCCGGCUGGGGCGCGACCUCAACAAGGUCAUCAUCGUGGACAACUCCCCGGCCUCCUACGUCUUCCACCCCGACAACGCGGUGCCCGUGGCCUCGUGGUUCGACGACAUGUCAGACACCGAGCUGCUGGACCUCAUCCCCUUCUUCGAGCGGCUGAGCAAAGUGGAUAACGUCUACACAGUCCUCAAACAGCAAGGGGACGCCAGCUAACAGCGUUUCUGUCAUCUCAGCUCUGAACGAGAAAAAAAAAAACGGCGUACACGACUGAAAAAAAAAAAAAAAAAAAUACACAACAACUUCCUGCUCCAGCUUCCACCACCCCCUUCUGAACACAGACUGCUUCACAGCUGACCGAGCCUUCACCUUCCCAGAAUUGAAACCAGGUCAUGUUUUGGGGUGUCAAUGCUGCCACCUGCUGGUCGAAUAGAAAACUGCACAAAGUUUGCCUUCAACUUUCUGUAUCCUCUGGAACAAGGCUGGGUACUGGACUCUCACGGAUCUAAAAAAAGUCCCAUCCUGCAGAAAGUUCAGGAUUUAGAAACCAUGCAGGAAUCAACUAGAGAGGACUUUUUUGUGAAGAUUUUAAUGGAAAAGAAACUGAUCUGACCUGUCAGUGAUAGAGCAGAUUGUAAACACGUACUGUAGAUGUGCGUCACCCUAAUCUCAUCGAUUAUCACACUAUUUGUCUGCAAACGCAUGGUGUCUUUUUAGAGUUUUUAAAGCAGUAUGAUCAGGUAUUUUUUGAAUAAUCAUGACAGUGUUAUGGCUACAUCUGAACAUAAGCAGUGGGAUUGUAAUGUCUAAUAUGAUAAGGAAUUGGUAAAUACACUGAAAGACAUGUUCAGUGCCUUGUGGGGGAUUCUUUUCAGCAUUAUUUCUGACCUUUACAAAAGUGAAAUUGUAUCACGGCGACGUUCAUUAUUUGAUUUCUUCACAUCUAUCGGAAAAAAGGAUAGGGAAAAAAAAAUCGACUUAUUGCUUUUUUUCACAAGAAUCAGCACAACAUUUUGGUCUAUGGGGACAUACAUCAGUGUAAAAAUCCAUAGAAAGUGCUGAUUCUUAAAAAAAAAAAAAGACUUUUUGCACUGAAAAUUGGUGUACACAAAAAAUAAAUGUUCUCAAUGUAACAUGCAAAGUUCUUUUGACAAAAUGUCUGCAUGGAAAAAGCAACAACUGCAGUGUUUCCCCUUAAAAGCCUGACACUAAUAUGAAAAGGAAACCAUCUGUGCACAUCGGUGAAGGAGCAGCUGCUAUGUUAUUCUGACAUGGAUCGUGCUUUUUUUUUUUUUUUUUUUUGGACAUGUGUGGCAAUGAAUGUCAUGGAAACUGUUGACUCCAGAGACGAAGAGGACCAGGAUCACCUCCUUUAAAAAAAAAAAAAAAAAAACGCUUGGAAAUUAACCUUCAUGAAUGUCGCAAUGGUUUCACAGCCACUCGCACAACACUUGAAUUUCUCGCAGCAUUUAUGAACUGAUUUUGAAUGGUAAAAGAAAGACGUCUGAUGCAAAAUAAGUUACACUCUGGCUUCUUGUUAGUUUCAGAGUACAGGUUUUUUUUUUUCCUCCCAAAGCGGUACACAUGGGCUGGAAACUAUUUCAGGACUCUGUAUUAAAAGGUGUGUGGAGUGGGGGAGCUGCCAUAAGGACUCGAAGAUAUAUGAGGUGUUUGAAAAACAAAAAAAGUGUUUUCAUUAAGUCCAGAUUUAAAGGAGAAAGUCUCCCUGAAAUACUUCAACACUGUUUUAAAUGUUUCUCAGGCCGGGAAACAUAUCAUUCAUUCAUUCACAGUUGCAAAAAAAAAAAAAAGGCAUGCUGGGAAAUGUAGGAAAUCACUUCCAGAAAUUAGAUUUCUAAAAAAACUGAUGUUAAAACAGUGUGAAGUAAUUUCAGAGUGGAUUUUUCUCUUUAACUCCAUGGAGUUCGACCCAGACCGGACACCUUUUAGACUCUUCUCUUCCACGUAUGCGUUGACAAUACCAUGUGUUGACACUGAUGAAUGAAGGUGGAUUCGACUCAGAGCCUCCGCAGCAUGGCUUGAGAUGGGACAGCAAGGACACAGAAAUCCACCGUAUAAAGAGCUAUUACAUUAUUUUUCUAUGUUUAACAAAUUCUUGUCAAUCACAUUAGCCCUUUUUCUUUUCUAAAUACUGAUUUAGUUAUUCUUUUUUUUUUUUUUGCCCUGGAGUUGGUCUUCUUGAUACAAUAAUUGGUCCUGGUAGGUAUAUUAAUAUGUGGAGCAGGAAAACCAGCAAAUGACUAAAAACGUUUUUACUGAUGUAGGCACAUAACAGGGUCAAUAUUUUCAGAGGUGUGUUUCAUGUCAGCCAUCAUCACGUCUCAAUUAGUUUAACUGUUAUUGUUAUUUCUUUGCAAAAGCAACAGUAUUUAUAGGAACAUACAGUCAUAUAAUUACAUAUAAAACGUGUUGUCACUACAGGGGCCCAUUCACUGAUACUGUACUUCUUACACAUCCAGUAGGUAUGUAUAUUUUGUUUUGCACAGUAAUAAAGCAAACAAAUUGUCAUUAA
Molecule: messenger RNA, 3433 nt
Organism: Labrus bergylta (ballan wrasse)
Lineage: Eukaryota; Metazoa; Chordata; Actinopteri; Labriformes; Labridae
Product: carboxy-terminal domain RNA polymerase II polypeptide A small phosphatase 1
Molecular function (GO): RNA polymerase II CTD heptapeptide repeat phosphatase activity
Source: RefSeq, a predicted model, not a curated record